Messenger RNA from Diuraphis noxia (Russian wheat aphid), 2670 nucleotides. RefSeq names its product Chromosome associated protein G (gene Cap-G). Gene Ontology annotation, biological process: mitotic chromosome condensation. The record is from RefSeq and is a predicted model, not a curated record. Gene Ontology annotation, cellular component: condensin complex; condensed chromosome. Lineage: Eukaryota; Metazoa; Arthropoda; Insecta; Hemiptera; Aphididae.
AUGGCCAUAAAGAAAUCUAUCGUAAAGUUGUUUGAGAAGGCGGGCGAGGUUGGUUCUCAGCCAAAUUUGGUGAAAAUGCUUAAAGAUAAAUUUAUUGAAAUGAAUUGGGUGGAAUUUUUUGGACUGUUCAUUGAUGCAACUAUGUCUGUUAUAGUUGCACAAACCACCAUCCAUUGUGUAAAUGUUAACAAUAUGAUCAAGUUUGCUGCUCAUGGUCUAUCUGUAUUAUCUAAAUACUCAACCCGGGACGGCCGUAGUGGUUUGUAUUUGAUAUCAGAGUUUUUUCAAUUGUGUCGUAGAUAUGGAAAUGCCAACGAAAAAGCUAUUAGAUGGAGGUUUUGUCUAUUGCUCAACCACUUGUUGAAUCACAUGACUUCAGAAUCAUUAUUAUCUGUAGAACUAUGCGAUGUUGCUACAUUAUUGUUGUUGGAACGUUUACAAGAUAAAAAACCAGAGGUUCGAGCACAAGCUACACAUGCUCUACAUAUGUUACAACUACCAAGCAAUCCUAAAUGUCCCRUCAUUAAAAAAUUCAUGUUCCAUAUGACUUGUGAUUCUAGCGUUGAAGUUAGGAUAGCUAUUGUUAAACAAAUUGCAAUGUUAAACAGUGUUGUUGAUGAAAUGUUGAAGAACACAUUAUUUGAUGUCAAUGAUAAUGUUAGAAAAGAAGCUUACAAUCGUUUUUUGGAUUAUCCGUUUUUAAUGUUAUCAUCAAAACAAAGACAAACAUUAUUGGAAAUAGGAUUGGAAGAUAAAAAUGAAUCCAUUAAAUCAUUAGUAAAUAAACGGUUGUUGAAUAGAUGGUUAAAUGAAUCCAAGUAUUUAACCACCGAGAAAAAAAUUGAAUUAGCACGCAACCAAGGACAUGUUGAUGAUGAUUACAUAGAUGUUUUAUUACCAGAUUUAGUAAAGUUUUCUGAUUAUGUACGCGAUUAUUAUUUUAAUUCUCCAAAUAGUAAAGAAUUUAUAUUGGUACAAUUGUUGGAUAUGACUAGUGCAUUUGCAAUAGACGAUGUAGGGGCAGAAAGUCUAAACAAACUUUGCUUAGAUUUAAUAUUGGAUGAUAAYAUGUCUGUAAAACCAAUCAAAUCUGUGUCAGUAUUGUUAGGUUUGACUUUUAAAAAUGGUCAAGAUCUUUUAAACUACGUUAAACAAAUUUUAAAUAAAAUUCAAACAAAAACAAUUGAUGUAUACCCUUUAAUGGAUAAAGUCGGUUCAAAAGAAUUGCUUGAACAUCAAUUACAAUCACAAACUAAUAAAAUUGAAGAAUUGUUAAAAAAUGAAUCUUCAGAUACAGAAGAAAUAGAAUUAUUAAUAAUUAAAUUGAAGAAAUUAAAAAAAGAGUWUAAAGAAAUAAAUGUAUUGCCAGAAGAAAAGAUAUUAGUAAAUAUGGCCGUGAAAAAUGUACUCAAAGUCUUUGAACUGGUUUUUCAAGUACAGCAGUUACCAAAAGUUGGUGUUGAACUUUCCCUAUUAACAGAUAUUGUUCAAAACAUUGUUGUUGGAUACUUGGAUUGUUCAAUGGUAAACGUCCGAAUGGAAGCAAUUCGCUGUCUUGGACCUUACUUAUUGGUAAAUAAUGUUCCUGCAGCCAAAGUGCACAUGAAUACUUUAUGUGGGGAAAUAGCGAAACCUAUGACUGAUAGACACUUGUUAUUCCAAAUAAUGUUUGAACUGUUCUUGCGUUAUGAUCUCAAAACUUUUGAUAUGAAUGAUGACUUGGACACAGAUGAAGAAUAUGAAGAUGAAUUUUGUGUUGACAAUAUUUUACCAUUACUAGUUAACUGUAUUGAUUAUGAACUUGAUGAUAGUAGUUUCAAGUCAGUAGUUGUAAAAGGUUUUUGUGACUUAUUAAUAUUUCAAAAAGUCAAGUCCGUCAAUUUAUUAUCUAAACUUUUGAUAAUAUGGUUUAAACGUUUAUCACGUAGAACAUUCAAUAUAUACAACCAUUUGGUGAAAUUCUUUACAUCUUAUGUGUUUUAUAUUGAUUCGAGUAGUAGUGCAUUGGCCAUGUGCUAUGUUCCAGUGUUAAAAGAGAUCCAUGAAUAUGAUUUAGUUGAAAAAUUGGAUAUUAAAGUGGAUGAAGUAAACUCAACUUUAAUGAACCUCACUCGAGGACUCAUGUACAGAAAUGAAAAAAAGGCCAUUAACGCUCAUGGUGAGCUGGCAUGUUACAUACUUGAUUAUUUAUUGGAUGAAAAUCAGCCCUAUACGGCUAUGUUAGUAGAUACCCUGUAUAAGUUAGAAAUUAAUUUUGACAAUAAUGACGAAUUGAUUGAUACAAUUGGCCCAAAAUUGCUGCGUAAAAAGGAGUCUUUUAUGAAAAAAAAUAAUAAAAAGAAAGUUGAAGCCACUGAAAAGGAAGUAGGUUCCAUUGAAAAAGAAGUUGAUUCAGUAAAGGAACUUGAUGUCACUGUAACGGAUAUAGAGCAGACUCAAGGCCCUUCGACCAUCAACCAAGAACCGGACGUGAUAGAAGCUCAUGAAGAUUUGUUUUCACAAGAAAAUUUAACUGUGAUCAGUGUGAUCCAGAGUAGUGAUGAAGAAGACAGCUUAGAAGGAUUCCAGACUACAAAACUGGAUGCAAUGAAGCGUAUGUCAGAAGUUUUCAAAAGAAGUUUCAACGCAAAUGUUAAUACAUAUGAAUUAACUUCAGAUGAUAGUGAUUAA